AUGACCACGGAGUGGGAGCGCAUCGCGGCGGCCAAGCAGCGCAAGCUGGCGGCGGCGAUUCCGGCCGAAUGGCGCAUCCCCGACGACCUGCUGCCAACGGGCCCCAACGUGCUGUCGUUCCCGCAGCAGUCCGGCUGGUUCACGGCGCACGAGCUGGCCAUCACGAACGCCGGCGCGUGUGAGAUCCUGGCGCAGACGCGCUCGGGCGCGUGGACGGCGGAGGAGGUGACGCGGGCGUUCUGCAAGCGCGCGGCGGCCGCGCACCAACUGACAAACUGCCUGUCGGAGAUUCUCUUCGAUGACGCGGUGCGCACGGCGCAGGCGCUGGACGCGCAGCUGGCGGAAACGGGGACGCCGCGCGGGCCGCUGCACGGGCUGCCGGUGUCGCUGAAGGACAACUUCCACAUCGCGGGCACGGACGCGACGCUGGGCUUCACGGCGCUGGUGGACCGGCCGUCGGCGUGCAACAGCAUCCUGACAGACGUGCUGCGCGCGGCGGGCGCGGUGCUGUUCGUCAAGACCAACGUGCCGACGGCCAUGAUGAUCGCCGAGACGGUCAACCACGUGACGGGGCGCACGUGCAGCCCGCGUGACCGGCGGCUGGCGGCGGGCGGCAGCUCGGGCGGCGAGGCGGCGCUACUGGCGUGUGGCGGCAGCGCGCUGGGCGUGGGCACCGACAUCGGCGGGUCGCUGCGCAUCCCCGCGGCGCUGACGGGCGGGCUGUUCGCGCUGCGCCCGUCGGUCGGCCGCUUCCCCAACAGCGCCACGCAGUCGGCGCUGGCCGGCCAGGAGUCGGUGCUGAGCGUCAACGGCCCGCUGGCGCCGUCGCUGGACGCGCUGGAGCUGUUUGCCGCCGCCGUGGUGGGCUCGCAGCCGUGGCGCGCCGACCCCAAGUGCGUGCCGCUGCCGUGGCGCCCCGUGCCCGCCCAGCAGCGCCUGCGCGUCGGCGUGCUGUGGCAUGACGGCCUGGUGCGGCCCACGCCGCCCGUCGCGCGCGCGCUGGCCGAGACCGUCGACGCCCUCAAGCGCGCUGGCCACGACGUCGUCGACUGGGCGCCCGACGGCCACGACGACGCUGUCGAGCUGCUGGACCGUUUCUUCCUGGCCGACGGCGGCCAGUCCGUGCAGGCGCUGCUGGCGCGCACCGGCGAGCCCAUGCGCCCCGAGAUGGCUCGCUAUGCCACCGCCGCCGACCCGGGCGUGUACGCGCUGUGGCAGCUGCACGCCCGCCGCAACGCCCUGCAGCUGGCCUACCUCGCGCGCUGGAACGCCGCCGGGCUCGACGCCCUCUUGUGCCCCGUGUGCCCGUUCGCCGCCGUGCCGCACGGCAAGUUCCGCCACGUCGGCUACACCGGCGUCUUCAACGUGCUCGACUACGCGUGCCUGGCCUUCCCCUGCGCCGCCACCGCCGACCAGGCCCGCGAUGUCCCCGAUACCCGCCCACCGCUCUCCGACCUCGACCGUCUCGUCCAGCUCGAGUACGACCCCGCCGCCGUGCACGCCAUGCCCGUCAGCCUGCAGCUCGUCGCCCGCCGUCUCGACGAGGAGCGCCUGCUUAUGAUCGCCCGCCGCGUCCUGGACGCCCUGUAG
This is a messenger RNA of Ophidiomyces ophidiicola, 1590 nucleotides long. RefSeq lists its product as uncharacterized. The transcript has 4 exons. The record is from RefSeq and is a predicted model, not a curated record. NCBI's taxonomy places the organism in Eukaryota, Fungi, Ascomycota, Eurotiomycetes, Onygenales, Onygenaceae. The coding region runs from base 1 to 1590 and encodes 529 amino acids.